ACUGUAAGAUCUGUUGACUUCCGGUCUGCUAGGUUAAUCAUUUCCGGUGAACCUCUUCUAGCAGGUCUCCUCAUUGUAAUGGUGGAGCCUUUUUGAUAUUUACAGGAAAUAAAAAUUACUCAUAAGACAGAAGGGAAAUGGCGGAGAGAAUGGCAGACGUACAAGAAGACCCACCAGCUGGCGAAGACGAUAACGAUUCGGACGGAGAUGAAGAGGACAGAUUGUUUGUUUGGAUGGUGAACAACGACAAUCCGGAUGAAGACGAGGAAGACGAGGAGGAGGAAGUGGAGGAGGAACAGUUAGAAACUGAAGGGUCUGAGACUUUUGAGCUGGAUGCCCCAGCUGAGCGCAGCGGGCACGUCGCCGUGGUCGAUGGAAACGUCAUGUAUGUGUGGGGAGGGUACAAGAAUGCUCAGACCCACGGGUUCUUUGACUUAUACUUGCCUAGAAAUGAGAUCUGGACUUACAAUAUGGAAUCAGGAGUCUGGAAAAAACACGUAGCUGGAGGAAAUUUACACACCUCGAUGUCUGGAAGCUGUGGCGUGUGUGUCGACGGCAUUCUCUACCUUUUUGGUGGCCAUCAUGCCAGAGGAAACACAAACAGGAUCUACCGCCUGUCCUUAAGAGCUACUACUCUGGUGUGGGAGGAAAUGAAAGAGCUUAAAGGACUUCCUCCAUCAUCCAAGGACAAGCUCGGAUGCUGGGUUCACAGGAACAGAUUGGUCUUCUUUGGCGGUUAUGGCUAUGCUCCUCAGGGAUCUCAUCGAGGGACUUUUGAAUACGAUGAAUCCUCCUCUCUUGGGUAUGACAGCCCUGGGCGAGGCUGGAACAACCACAUCCACGUCUUGGAUCUGGAGACGUUGUCGUGGAGCCAGCCCAUAACCCACGGUAACACCCCGUCACCCAGAGCAGCUCAUGCCUGUGCUACAGUUGGUAACCGUGGUUACGUGUUCGGCGGACGCUUUAAGAUGCACAGACUGAACGACCUUUACUACAUUGACCUCGACACAUGGGAGUGGCAUGAGAUGAGUGUCCCCCAGCUCGGCCCCGUGGGACGAUCUUGGCAUUCCUUCACACCCGUGUCAUCCGAUCACAUCUUUCUAUUUGGAGGCUUCACCACAGAAAGGGAGACGCUCAGUGAUGCUUGGCUGUACUGCGUGAGCAAAAACGAAUGGAGGCCUUUCAAACACAACCACACAGAGAGCCCCAGGCUGUGGCACACCGCCUGUUCUGGUCCGGACGGAGAGGUUUUUGUGUUUGGAGGCUGCGCCAACAACCUGUUAUCACACCGGAGAGCGGCUCACAGCAACGAGUUACUGGUUUUCAGUGUUCAGCCUAAAUCGUUAGUUCGGUUGUGCAUGGAGACCAUCCUGCAGCACAGGGAACACUUGUCGUCUUACUGGGACUGCUUACCCAAACAUCUUUUGUACAGCCUGAAGCAGAGAAUGUCCCGCGUCAACACUUUGGGAUCCUAACGGCCUUGAGAACGACGUUGUAGGGAAAAAAAGCAGGCAGCCCUUCAACUGCGGGAGUUAAACCAGUAUUGGAAAAAUGGACAGAUUUUUCCCUUUGAAAAGCAAAAUUCCAAUCUAAAUUUCCUCUCAACUCAAUAGUGACGAAACAGUUUGUAUGUCAUAAAGUCACUAGUGAUGUUUUGUCUGAGAUGAUACACUACCACACUCGAAAUUUUUUUUUGUACUUCUUUUAACAUCUAAGCAACAAUUGGCAGUGAACACAGUCAGUUAUGUUUCUGAAAAUCACCAGCACACCUCCCAAGAUCUUCCCAAAUGCUAAACAUUUGGAGUCAAAUGGCUAAAUCAACGCAAUAAACGUCUCGAUUUGAAACGGACCGCAGCACAGCAAAGGUUCAGGUGCUGUUUGUCACUUUUUUAUUUUAUUUAGUAGGUUUUUUCAAAAUGGGAAAUCUGUUUUUUUGUGGAAGAUAGGAUACAGCAAGCAUCCCACGAUGCUCUGAGUUUAGUUUUUGUUCCCAGUUUUCUUGGCUAAACUUUGUUCAGUUCAGUUCUCUGUAUAUAUGAAAACAAUCUGUCACAAUAGUUUUAGGUUUUGGUUUGUCCAUGUUUGGAAAAGCUUGUUUUCAGAUUGACUAAAGUGGUGACAGAAUUCAAACUAUUAUCCUACUGAGAACCAACUACUCUCAAAAACACAUUGUUGUCUACUUUUUUGUAUAAAUGUAUUUAUGGUUGUGUGGAAGUGAUAGUUCUCUGUUCCUUUAAAUUUAAUCAGUGUAAUUCCAUACAUUGGGUGUGGUCUCACUUUGCACUGAAACGCCUCUCAGUAAAGCUUUGUUUUUGUACUUUCCUUGUUUGCACAACUUUACAGAGGUUUUAUUUUGUAAUUGCAUUCUGUCAUUUUUACUUUGUAUGAGUAAACAAAAGCAGUUCAAAUCAAA
Messenger RNA from Oryzias latipes (Japanese medaka), 2413 nucleotides. RefSeq names its product kelch domain containing 2 (gene klhdc2). The record is from RefSeq and is a predicted model, not a curated record. Gene Ontology annotation, molecular function: protein binding. NCBI's taxonomy places the organism in Eukaryota, Metazoa, Chordata, Actinopteri, Beloniformes, Adrianichthyidae.